This is a messenger RNA of Aspergillus fischeri NRRL 181, 1551 nucleotides long. RefSeq names its product transferase family protein. The coding region runs from base 1 to 1551 and encodes 516 amino acids. The record is from RefSeq and is a predicted model, not a curated record. Lineage: Eukaryota; Fungi; Ascomycota; Eurotiomycetes; Eurotiales; Aspergillaceae. The transcript has a single exon.
AUGGAAGUGUACAAAACUCGUCUUUUUCCUCAUGUGCUCCCCUCUUCACCAAUCUCUACUCCUUUAUCCAUCCUAGAUGCCACCGUUGCCCGAUUUGCUCCAGCAGGCGCAAUAUGGCUAUGGGAUCGUUUCCCAGAGAAUCUCCCAGAAGGGGAAUUCAUCAAUCAUCUCCAAUCUUCAUUUGUGCAAACUUUAUCCGACUACCCACAAUGGGCCGGUCAGCUCCAAUGGGCCCCGGUUCGAGAAGGCGGCCAUCACACCGAGCGCUUCAACCGGCCAAUGAUCGUCUACGGGACGCCUGAUGACCCUGGAGUUGAGUGGCGUGUCGUCAAACGAGACGGCAUAUCGGGCGGGACGCUGGUACCUUCAGCCAUGGAACGAGCAAGCACGGGAACCUGGAACGGGGACAAUUUCCCCCAGAGAGAUUUCCUGAGUGAAACCCCAUUGGCAUUGCAUGAUCUGCGUGGGUACCAGGGAUUACCCGGUAUGCAGGUGCAAAUCACGCUAUUAAAGGAUGGCGCAUACGCAAUUGGAAUCCGAAUGGCACAUGUCCUCGCCGAUGCCCAGACGUUGUUGGUGUUUUUGCAUCAGUGGGCGGCCGCAAGUAGAGCCGCGUUUGGUUCACACAAUACAAAGUCGUUGAUGGACGCUCCAGUCUUUAAUCCAGCGCUGUUAGACACACAUGCUGCCGGGGAUAUUGACGGCCCAGCGCCGGAUCGCGGGCUGGUUGCGACAGCGCGUGAGCUGCCACUGCACCGGUUCGACUGGUGGAAGACGGACGACCCGGGAUAUCCGAAGGUAAUGGUGCCCAACACGCUGAACUCGAUGCCUUCUCGUGAGCUACUGGACAGCGUCGAACUCUCUCCGUCGACAUCUGCACCAUGGACAUCGUGGGAUUUGUCCAAACCAAUUCGCUACAGGCAGCUCCAUUUCUCAGGGAACCGAUUAGCAGAUUUGAAACGGAAAGCGCUGGCACAGGGUCGAGGAGAUAUCUCUCGACUCGAUGCAUUACUAGCCCACCUCUGGAUCUCCAUCAACCGCGCCAGGAAUCUCGCCAAUUGCCCCGACUCUGUCUUCCUUGAUCUCUCUAUAGGCACUAGAACACGCGUGUCUCCUCCUCUACCUGACACAUUCCUCGGAUCACCACUCUUUCUCACUCACGUAGGCUCCUCAGCAAAGGCCCUUUGCGCUGCGUCUAUCGGAGACAUCGCCAGCCAAAUCCGAGAGACAAUGGCCCUAUUCACGCCAGAAAAGAUCGGCGCGAUGCUCCACGAUGCCGCGUAUGAGGUCUCCCCGCAGCGGCUGUGGCAGGCGUUCUUGGGCUCGCGACAUGUCCUUGUCACCUCCUGGUUGCGAUUGAAAGUGUACGAAAUAGACUUUGUUGGGGAUGGAAACCGUCCGCGGUAUGUGCAUGCCGUUCUGCCCAAGCUAGAUGGGGAAGUGCAGGUUAUGGAAUCAGGGGCCGAUGAUAACGGGGUGGAUGUGGCAGUGUAUCUGGAGGAAGAGGUCAUGGAGAGGUUCCUGGCUGAACAGAGGAAGUUUACGGUGUAG